This is a messenger RNA of Lichtheimia ornata, 1851 nucleotides long. RefSeq lists its product as uncharacterized. NCBI's taxonomy places the organism in Eukaryota, Fungi, Mucoromycota, Mucoromycetes, Mucorales, Lichtheimiaceae. The record is from RefSeq and is a predicted model, not a curated record. The transcript has a single exon. Gene Ontology annotation, molecular function: DNA binding. The coding region runs from base 1 to 1851 and encodes 616 amino acids.
AUGUACCCACCUGCUGCAGCACAUCCAUCGUUUUCCACGUACGAAGAAGCAAAUGGGAUCAAGUUAGAGACGAUGGUGGAGCCAAUGUCUCAUACGGCGGUGACGAUUCCUUAUGGUGACAGCUCGUGGCCUGUCACACCUGUGGAUGAAUCCAAUGCUAUGAUGAUUCAUCGCCCAUCAUCAUCAUCCUUGCCUACGCAGCCUUCCACCCAUUUCCCAUCUCCCAUGGCCAGUGAUCUUUCUCUCAGUUAUCCACCACCUGACGUCUCUUAUCCAUCCUCCUCCUCCUCUUGCUCAUUUCAACGUCCACCCGUAUCCCUGUCAUUGCUGUUGGAGCAUUUUCCCGAUCUUCCAAGGUUCUUAUCCCAUCCACAAUUACCAUGCUUUGUACGUCUUUGGUAUCAAUUUCAACAAGACAUUGCAUUGGCCAAGGAACCCGCUUUUCGACCCGCAGUGCAAGAAAAUCUACAGCAUUUGGCAGAGCAAGCCGAAGGGAUAUUGCAACAAAUCUUUUAUUGGCAGCAUCAUCAUCAAGGUGACCACCACCAAUCCUACAAUGACCCUGAAUCGGAUACGACGUUGUUGUUGACUGCAUUGUGUCGACUCAAGGAACGCGUGGAAGUCAUGCAGCAAGUACUUCAAAUCAUCGAAAAUGGACGUGUGUGGUUUAAUCAAGAUCCAAAACAAGCUGUGAUGCCUAUCCUCCAAGCUGUGAUCAAGGAACGUCAAGAGCAACAACAGGUUCAUGCCAUGUCCGUGGGUGGUGGUGGUACUAGUAGUUGUAACGGUGGUGAUAGUAGUAGUUGCUGUGAUGCUGCUGCUGCUGCUGCUGCUGUUACCACUAUGCCGAAAAACAUCUCCUAUAUCCAUCCUGCUGCCUUGUCGACUUCCAGUGACCAAGGAUCCCCAUCAUCAUCAUCAUCACCACCAGGUGCUAUUUUGACCAUCGAGCCCUAUUCCACGAUCACUGAUAUGGCUGUCAACGAGGAGGAUGAUACUGUCACCAAGAAACCAGAGUCCAUGGAUCAUCAAGUUGACCAAGAUAUGCAUGUUGCUACAACGAAUGAUGGUAUCGAGGAUACGAUAUCAACCUUGAGUGCUAUGGAUAUUGACGACGAUGGCGACGACACCGAGUAUGAGCAACCAGAGGAAUCCGAUGACGAUGACGAAUACAUUGAGCCUAUGCCACGUCGUCGUUCAACACGCCGCCGUUCAGGACGCAAUCACGAUGACCAUGACAUGGGUGAAUUGAGUUCAUUGGUUGACCAAGACGAGAAUAGCCAAGAAGACAAUGAGAUAAUCCAAGAACAAGGAACAGCAUUGUUGGCCAAUCGACGCCGCUCAACCACAAAGAGUGCUAGUGCCACCCGAUCGUAUCCUCGGCGUACAGCUACAUCCUAUGAUGCUGAAACAACGCACUAUCUCAAGAGUGUGUUUUUUAGCAUUUACAGCAAGCGCGACAAGCUUACCAAGGACCAAAGGCGUCAAGUACAGCUACAUACAGGUCUCAAACCACGCAACAUCACCUACUGGUUCUCCAACCAUAAACGUCGCUUCCAAACAUCCCUCAAGGUCUUCAAGCGCACAGUCCGUGAGAGCAAUGGAAAGGUCAAGACUUAUGAUGACUUUUUGGAGUGGCGUCGUGAACACAAGUUGCCUGAAGAAGUCAUGGAGCAUGAAUUGGACGAUGGUAACAAGAAGAAUCAAGACACUACUACUACUGCUGCUGAUGGUGAUGAUGGCAGUAAACCCACAACGUCAUCCCUUUGUUCUCCUAUUCAUGCUUCCUCCCCUUCCAUUUCUUGUAACAAUGAAGAACACCAUAGUGAUGAUGAUGACUCAAAAGCCUAG